AGAAGUGUUUCUCAGGAAGUUGAUACGGCUGGUUGGCUGUUCCAGUCCAAAGAGUCUCCCACAUCCAAUCUGACAGUUUUACCUAUACUGGCUAUUCUUCUGUUUGUCAUCUGUGUCAUCCAUCGAUUCUAUAAGUGGUCUCGGGAUGAUGCAAGGUUCAAAGCCAGGGGUGACGUGGAAUUUGGUGAGGACAGUGAGGUGAAUUAUGGGAUCAUCCAAGCUGGGGACAAGGAAUUCUGUAACAUUGACAUGAGAGGUGAUGGAAUUUCUGUCUAUGACACAGUGAAUUCCUUCAGGGCAUUUGGUAAUGGUUUUCCCUUGUCCAUCAAUGACCCUCAGUAUUACCAUGACACAGUUACAUCUAUCAAAUCUCUGGUUUUGCAAAGAGCUGAUGGCAGCCAGUAC
Molecule: messenger RNA, 405 nt
Organism: Lymnaea stagnalis (great pond snail)
Lineage: Eukaryota; Metazoa; Mollusca; Gastropoda; Lymnaeidae
Source: the annotation of a GenBank genome assembly